This is a messenger RNA of Penicillium subrubescens, 357 nucleotides long. RefSeq lists its product as uncharacterized. The coding region runs from base 1 to 357 and encodes 118 amino acids. Lineage: Eukaryota; Fungi; Ascomycota; Eurotiomycetes; Eurotiales; Aspergillaceae. The transcript has a single exon. The record is from RefSeq and is a predicted model, not a curated record.
AUGUCCCCAACACGGGCAGUACGAAAUAUGAUGCGCGACUACGAGAUUCGGCUCCUGCUCAAACCAAGUGCAGUUCUCAACCCUGAACACGAGGUAACGGCUACCGUCCUAUCGACCUUCGAGAUGCCCCCGACUGUCACAAAACUGAAUGUCCAAUUCCUCGAUAAUAUCUCCAGGGACCUCUAUGCCGCCGACUGGAGCGCCCGUAUCCGUAAGAUCGAAAACGAUGAUAACUUCGAGCUGACGUAUAAGAAGCGGUAUGCCGUCACAGGCGGCGACAUUGACGCUGCUCUCGUUGCGGCUAACAACGAUGGCUUCAACGCUGGCAGCGCAAAAUUCGAGGCGCAAGUCGAAUAG